Messenger RNA from Saccharomyces kudriavzevii IFO 1802, 2754 nucleotides. RefSeq names its product Eds1p (gene EDS1). Bases 1 to 2754 code for a protein of 917 amino acids. Lineage: Eukaryota; Fungi; Ascomycota; Saccharomycetes; Saccharomycetales; Saccharomycetaceae. Gene Ontology annotation, molecular function: DNA-binding transcription factor activity, RNA polymerase II-specific; zinc ion binding. The record is from RefSeq and is a predicted model, not a curated record. Gene Ontology annotation, cellular component: nucleus. The transcript has a single exon.
AUGUCCCAACAGCUUCCUAAUUUAUAUGGUACAACUACUCCUAGUCCAUAUAAAGUGUCAAACAUCGUAGCACCAAUUGCGGAAAAAAAUUGGUCCGAAACCUCGAGGGAUUGUGAGGCAGAUUGUGAGAAGACCACGAAGCAAAGGAAGAAAGCGUCCCGCGCCUGUGACCAAUGCCGGAAGAAAAGAAUUAAAUGCAGAUUUAAUCAACACACCAGAGUUUGUCAAGGAUGCUUAGAAGUCGGUGGACACUGCCUAUUUCUUAGGGUCCCCUUGAAACGUGGCCCUGCAAAAAAAAAGACUACUGGAACGUCCAAUGAAAGGUCAAGUUCAGAUAAUGGCCCUCUUGACUGCAGGCUAAGAACUCAUUCAUAUCCAAUGAACUUGGGAAACAACCAAUUGUCAUCGUUUGCUCGGAAUUUUUCCUUUCCUUCCAUCAACAGUUUAUUUGUCCCCUCUAUGGCAACUCAAUCGCAACAAUUUUGGAAGGUACCGUAUGAUGACAUUAGGCGCAAAAAUUCUCUAGCCACCUUACACAAUCAUUCACCAAUAUCUACUGGAUUUGGAGAAAAUUAUCGUCCAGGUCAAAAUUCAGGUGUUGUGGAGGAGGGAAAAAGUAUUGGAAUGCGAGGCACGAUGACACCAGUGGAGGGAAAGGGUGGGUAUUCAUCUAGUGCUGGUUGUCCAGGUUCACAGUCCCCUCAAUUUCAAGAAAGACGUGAUAAUCCAUAUCUUGAUCCGUUUACCUCUAGAAGCACCCGUUCAAGUAGUAUUUCCUACGCAAGUGACGCUAUAAUAUCGGAGGGUAGCUCACAUGAUAAAGAGCAAUAUAUGCUGACUCCGAAUAGCGUGCAUUUUAUUGAAAAGGAACGGUUAAAUUCGUUGACUGCCGGACAUAACUGCAAAAGGCUGGACACAGGUGACAAUGCUGGUAGAUGUGAACAUAACCCGACUUGGAAGCCAGUACCUGAAUCAAGAGACCACUCUUAUUCUACUUCUGAAGAAAAGGAUCUACUGAAUCGUGACGUCACUCUAAAUCCGCCUAUUUUUAGCACCAAAAUACAGCCUGAUGAAAUCUCCUUUUUGAAAGUUAUAGACAUCUACUAUAAUUUCUUUCAUAUUAAUUUUCCUAUAAUACCAAUCGGCAAGAAUAAAUUCACCGACAUGUUUACUUCUAUGAAACCACCAGUAGUUCAUGAAAUUCUUAAAAUUAACAACGAAACUAUUCAACAUUUCAAAACUGCUCUAGAGAUUUUGAUAUUUUGUAAAAUAAAACAAAGUAAAUCAUCUUCAUCAUGGUCUCGUGACCAUUCGUGCAGUUUUCAAAAGGGCCUGUAUUACACCGAGAACUUUCGCAAAUGUAUAAACGAUUGCUUUCUAGGUUUGAUGGCUAUCAAAUCAAAACUAAGACAAAAUUCCAGGGUUAUUCCCUCCAGGAUCAAAUUCAUUUAUUUUUCGGUAAUUAUUGUUUUGAAUUUCAUUUUGGUACUGACUGGUGAUGAAACCCCGUCAUUGCUAGGUCCCUCUGUUGCAGUUUUCAACGAAUUUCAAUUUCAUAGGUUGUUUUUACCUUUUGGAAAUGCUCUCUCAAUGCCACUGUUAAAUGCAAACGAAAACGAUGAGAAUGAUCAACUGGACUAUGGUCUAUUGCUCAAAAGGUUGUAUAUCCUUCUAUAUAUUAUGGAUUCCUUACAGAGUUUUCGGCUUGGUCAACCGAAAUUAAUCACCUUCGACUUUGGUAGUCCUAUUGACACGUUUUUCAGUGACAAAACAGGGCAUGACGAAUUUGUUGAACAAAACCCUACAGUUUUGAACAAUAUUCUGCAGUAUCUGAAGCUAGGGGAAUUCAUGACAUGUUUUGUUCUCAAUAGAAAAUCAUUGCAAAUAAAUAGCUCUCAAAAUUCAUUGGCCAAAGAUCAAACUUUUUGUCAAGCCAUAAAACUUGAAAAUGAUGAAUCGGACAAUAUAACUAGCAAAUUCCAGAACCUUUUGAGAAAAAAGGAAAGCUUAAUCAACGAGUUAUUGGCUAUUGGGCAAGGUGCCCAGCUUUUAGAAAGUCGUUGCAACUCGAAUUCUGAGAUGAAUGGUGCUACAGAGAUAGUUUGCACAAUGAUUAAUUUAGUAUCAGGUAUAUUGGAUUUAAUUGUUACUGCAAACCCAGACAAUUCAAUUGAUCUGAAUCUCAGAGACCUUUCUAACACAUAUUUUACUACAAAUAAAGAAGAAGGACUAAUGUCACCAACGCAAUACAAUACUUCAUCCCUUGUUGAGGGAGAACAUGAGUAUGACGAAAGAAAGCGCUUAAGGGGAACAGUGUCUGUUUUUAUGCUGCCAAUGGUGGAAGAGUGUUUCAAUAUCAUUCACUCAAUCGGAUCCAUACCGACCACACUAAUAAGUUUAUACAUUCGCAAUGGUAACAGGAACAAGACUACCGAGAUGAAUGCAAAGAUAAUGAUGUUGUCUACAGCUCUUAACGAAUUGGUGCAAAUCACAACAUUAUUCAAUAAGCUAGUCCCAUUUAAGCAAAAAAUCCACGUUUCCGCUAAACGCACCAAUGACGGGAUCGCAAAUAGCACUGGAUGCUUCAAAUCUGUGAUGAAGGAACUUUAUUUGGGAAACCAUGAGACUAGUAAAUAUACAAACGUGGCGUUGCCAGACGAAGAAGGCAAAAAAAUGCUGAGUAAAUUCGGCGAUAUAGGCUGGAAACUGAUGGAUGAUUCAGAACUGGGUUGCUGCUGUCGCUUCACGAACUGA